AUGGAUCCAGAGACUGAUGACACCUAUGUGAGCAAGACCUUAGAGAGUUUGCGGAGACGCUUGUUUGCUCAGAGGCUUCGUUUGGAGGAAGGUCUACUCCAAGUUAGAUCAGAGGAACAGAGAGCUCAGGAGCAGCUCACGGCUGCUGAUGGCCCCUUUCCGCUGGCUGAAGAGGAGGUCUAUGAAGGCGACCGCUUCACCUACGGUGAGACGUUGGACAUCGCGGUGGCCUUGUCCCGAACGUUGGCGCAGACCUACGGCGUGCAGCGAGGCCUCGGCCUCGCUCAGGCUCGACGUCUCACUGAGGAAUGGGUCUUCACAUUGAUUGCGGUCAAUGGAUUCCUAAGUGCUGUUUCAUUGCCGGUGAAUGCGUGGUGGACAGGAAUUCCGGCAGUGUGCAUGCGAGCUGGCGCGCGGAUACCACCGCAGAAUGCGCAACGCUUUGAAGAACUGGUGAUUCUGGGCAAAUCGUUGAACCCUUUGCCAAGACGUCCAGUAGAUCAAGAUGAUCGCGCGAUGCUGAUGUACACCUCGGGCACCACGGCGAUGCCGAGACUUGGUGAGAAACUGGUGAUGAUGUACAAAUGGGAUGCGGGCCGCGCAUUGAAGCUGAUCGAAGAUGAGAAAGUACAAGCCAUCGUGGGUGUACCGACCAACACCUACGACUUGGUGAAUCAUCCGGAUUUCAAGAAGUAUGAUACCUCCUCCAUGGUUGGUGUCGGAGGUGGUGGUGCAGCUUUUGCCGCCCCCAUGAUCAAACGCGUGAAGGACACCUUCCAGAACGCGCGCGCCUCCACGGGCUAUGGGCUCACGGAAACCAAUGCCGUCAGUGUAGUGAUGCCGGCUGAGCUUUUCCCUGCACGACCCACCUCCUGUGGUUUGCCGGCAGUGAACGUCAACGUUUGCAUCCUGGAUGAGAACAACCACAAGCUGCCUCCCGGGGGUGUCGGUGAGAUUUGCUUCCGAGGGGCUACUAUCAUGAAGGAGUACUGGAGAAAGCCAGACAAAACAUCAGAAGUCUUUCAUAUCGAUGAGCAUGGCCAGUUGUGGUUUCGCUCGGGUGAUAUCGGGGCAUUGGAUGAGCAGAACUUUGUUUACAUUUUGGAUCGAGCCAAAGACAUCAUCAUUCGAGGUGGCGAGAAUAUCUCGUGCGCGGAGGUGGAGCAGGCCAUCUUUGAGCACCCGACAGUGGCAGAGGUCGCUGCCAUUGGGUUGCCUCACGAGAACCUGGGCGAGACCGUAGCUGUCGCUGUGGUUUUUAAGACAGGAAGCUCAGCUCCAGAUGCAGAAGAACUGCGAGAGCAUGCGGCCUCCUUGUUGCCGCGACAUAUGGUACGCCACUUGGGGUGGAUGCGGUCCUUCCUCCCAUGGACGGCGUGUCCUUCCUCACACGGAGAUGGAAAAGGGACCCUGUGA
Messenger RNA from Durusdinium trenchii, 1416 nucleotides. Lineage: Eukaryota; Dinophyceae; Suessiales; Symbiodiniaceae. The record is from the annotation of a GenBank genome assembly.